AGAACCACAACUUUCAUCUAAAGCACCCCAAUGCUUUUUCUGGCACUAUUAAACAACUAUAAUUUUUCCCCAGAUUGUAUUUCAUUGGCAUUGAGCAAUCUUACAAAUGAAUGACUGUUGUAGGGUUUCACUCAUAGUAAGCAGCAUAAUUUGGCCAGUGAUAUGAAAAUAUAAACAGAUUCUCUGUUCUUGGUGCACCACACCAAUGUUCAUCCAGUGUCUUUCUUUUUCAGAUCUUCCAUCCCAUGAUGACAGCCUUCAGCAGAAUCACUAGCAAUCCCAAUUCUACGGUAUCAGCCCCAUACUGGCAAGAUAACUCCACAGAACCUGGAUCACCACAGUCUCAUGCCUACUAUGCCCUCUGUUACUGCAUCUUGAUCUUGGCCAUCGUUUUUGGGAAUGUCCUAGUCUGCCUGGCUGUGUUGAGGGAACGUAGCCUGCAUACUACCACCAACUACCUUGUGGUGAGCCUGGCAGUAGCAGACCUGCUUGUGGCCACUUUGGUGAUGCCAUGGGUAGUAUACCUAGAGGUGAUGGGAGGAGUCUGGAACUUCAGCCGUGUUUGCUGUGACGUAUUUGUUACCAUGGAUGUGAUGAUGUGCACAGCCAGCAUUUUAAAUCUAUGCGCUAUCAGCAUUGACAGAUACACUGCAGUGGUUAUGCCUGUUCAUUAUCAGUACAGCACAGGGCCCAGCUCUUGCCGAAGAGUGUCCAUUAUGAUAGCAAUGGUCUGGUUGCUGGCAUUUGCCGUUUCCUGCCCUCUUCUCUUUGGCUUCAACACCACAGGUGAUCCAAAUGUUUGUUCCAUAUCCAAUCCCAACUUUGUUAUCUACUCCUCUGUGGUGUCAUUUUAUCUUCCGUUUUUGGUGACCCUGCUGCUCUAUAUCCGGAUUUACAUGGUUCUGAGGCAGAGACAAAGGAAGCGAAUCCUCACCAGACAAAGCAGCUACAGUGGUAAAACCUGCUACAAACAACAGCAACAUACAGAAAGGAAAGCUUUGCACCAGAAGCUUCCCAGUGCACUCUUGUGCUGUUUGCAGCUAAAGAGUUCAGGUCAAAGGCUGCCUGCUGAAAAGAAGCCCCUGACACCCACAGAACUGCAGCAAUAUUGCAGCUUCUGCCAUGAAGUUUCCGUCUCCAGUACAGGGGAUAGAGAGGCUGUUGAUCUAAAGGUGAGGACAAGAGUCAAGGAACAAAGUUUAGAAGUACGCAAACUCAACAAUGGCAAAACAGCAACCUCUUUGAAGCUACCAUCUCAGCAGCAUCGGGCAAUACAGCUCAGAGAGAGGAAAGCCACACAAAUGCUAGCUAUUGUUCUUGGGACUUUCAUAGUCUGCUGGCUGCCAUUCUUUUUGACACACAUACUGAAUACUAAUUGCAAAGCUUGCCACGUCUCCCCGGAGUUGUACAGUGCUACCACAUGGCUUGGGUACGUCAACAGUGCCCUCAACCCUGUCAUCUACACCACCUUCAACAAUGAGUUCCGUAAAGCUUUCCUCAAGAUCCUGAACUGCUGAAAACUCGGAGAGCAACACAGCAUUACAUACUAUGUGGAUGCUGCAGAUAAACACACCUGAGCGGAUUAUCUCAACCAACAGUGAGGAAAACAACAACACGGCACCCACUUUUGCAUCGGUUUUUCUUUAGCAGCUACUAUGAGAAAUACUUUUCACAAUAGCAGAAUCCGUCUGUUCUGUGUUAGACACUGGUGCAGAAAGAACCUUGAAACUACUUUAAAGUUUUGCAUCCAUGAGAAGCACACAUUAUGAGACUGUCUGAAUAGUUCCAGGAUGCAGCAUUAUUGUGCCAAAGGACACUUUGAAAGGAAAAAAAAUUGCAUGACUCCUUCUGCCAUAGAUACCUCCAAGUAGCAUAUAUUUGACUAUGAACAGUUCUGAAGAGAUUCCUAUUAGGAGAGGCCAGGAGCAGGAACAUCUGAUGUAUUUGCACUCAGUGUUUGAAGUAUAGCACAGUCAUUAGCUGCACAUAGCCAACUGUGACUUACAAAGCAAAUGUGAGUUCACAUAGUUCAAAAAGUUGGGAUCUGUGCACUACUAUUUAUCUAAGCGUAUCACACUGGCCAGUAUAACACAUGCAAGGAGUUAACUGGUUUCACACACUGAAAUAACAGCUAAUGUAAGUAAUUAUAUUUCAGUACUAUCAAUAUUGAAAUAUAUAUAUAGUAGAUAAUGCCAGACACAGUAAAAAGAACAGCUUUACCAACACACAACAAAUAAAACAAAUGUUCUAGAUUUACGCUAAUACAUAAAAACAUCAUUGUAUAUUAUUGACUCUUUCCAACAUUCACUUCACUUGGAAAUAAGUCCAAGUUUUUCAGUGGUACUUCCAAGGAUUAGCACUACAACAUGUU
This is a messenger RNA of Zootoca vivipara (common lizard), 2371 nucleotides long. RefSeq names its product dopamine receptor D3 (gene DRD3). Gene Ontology annotation, biological process: negative regulation of synaptic transmission, glutamatergic; regulation of potassium ion transport; negative regulation of voltage-gated calcium channel activity. Gene Ontology annotation, molecular function: dopamine neurotransmitter receptor activity, coupled via Gi/Go; G protein-coupled receptor activity. The record is from RefSeq and is a predicted model, not a curated record. Gene Ontology annotation, cellular component: plasma membrane. Lineage: Eukaryota; Metazoa; Chordata; Lepidosauria; Squamata; Lacertidae.